This is a messenger RNA of Armigeres subalbatus, 994 nucleotides long. RefSeq lists its product as uncharacterized. The transcript has 4 exons. NCBI's taxonomy places the organism in Eukaryota, Metazoa, Arthropoda, Insecta, Diptera, Culicidae. The record is from RefSeq and is a predicted model, not a curated record. Bases 334 to 864 code for a protein of 176 amino acids.
CUCGAUCGGCUAGUCGUUUUAUAUUAUAUAAAAUCAGCCACCGCGGGCUACCCGUAAGUCAUUUAGUGUUCAGAGUUCGAAUCGCUAGGAUUUCCCAGCUCCAGAUCCUUCGGGAUACUUUCUGCACCUCAUCUGUUCAGAUCGUUUAUGUGCGCGUGUGAGUGAAUGAAUUGCAGCUGCAAGGUGUUGUAGAAGAUCAUCUCCCGCCGCUGUUUCCUGUCCAUCAUAACAUCGAAUAUCCUUAGAUCCUGUAAACAGUGUUCCCAGCUGUUUGUGCCCAGCCAAAAAUUGAAUCCUGCUAGUGUUUGAAUCCCGUCUAUCAAAUCUAUCACAAUGAAAGCUUUCGCAGUCUGCUUCGCCUUCAUCCUAUCGCUGGCACUUUCCGCAGCCCAGCAUUUUGGCGGUCCCCUUCCAGCAUUCGGACUGAGCUCACUGACCGGAGACUUCGGCGGACCGAGCGCCUUUGGUGGACAGGACUUCAGCUCUAGCAGUUUAACCGCCGCCACUAACGCCGGUCGCGAUCCACGACAGAACAGAGGCCCAGUCGUGUUUCCAGCCCCACCAACCGAUGGCCCCAUGGAGUCCAGCGGAGUCGUCGUUGGUGCUUCCGGUUACGGAUUCGUUCCCCCUAAUCCGCAACAAAAACCCCGGAAGAAGUAUCAGUACCAUCGACACAGAAAACCGGUGUCUCAUUGGGUCGUUCCACCGAAGAAACCACGCCCUCUACAAUACACCACCGUUGGCAAGAAACCAUUGAGAUACCCUCCGCCCUACAAAAUCAGUCGACCGGUUGCGCUGGAAUCACCGCGGCCCAAGCGAACCAACGUCAAGUACGUGACGGCUUUUACGGUUCCCGGAUCGUGAGGUCGUGACCGAAUGCGGCACGUCACUUGAUCGGCUGGCGCGCGCUUGUUGUUACCGCAUGUGUACAUAGUGUUGUUCUAAUGUUAAUUUAUGUGCAAUAAGUAGUACAAAAUAUAGCCAUAGAAGAUCG